CUGUUGUUAUCGAUAGGCAGCUCAGAGGCCCACACCCAAAGCCAGCAGCAAACACAAACACAAACAGCUCAUUUUCUAAAUAUUCAACAACCAACCAAUUCAAAUCUCCGAUGCAAAAAUCUUCACAUUUUGCACGCGAGGAUUCCCAGGAGCACCUACCGCCCACACACCCACACCAUAUAGUAAACAUGAAACGUCGCACCUUGGCUGGCACCUGCGGCGUGGGAGUUUUCAUCUUUGCAUUUGCCUUCAUUGCCAUUGCCUUUGCAACGCCCAGUUGGCUGGUAAGUGAUUAUCGCAUAACUGGAGCUAAAUUGGAUCGUCUGGGAUUGUGGGUGCACUGCUUCCGUUCACUGCAAGAUGUGAAUGAUGGUAGCCUGCGGCGAUUCUUUGUGGGUUGUCGAUGGGUCUAUGACCCAUUUACCACUGGCUACGAUGAGAUUCGUGGCUUCCUGCUGCCAGCCUUCAUGAUUGCCACACAAUUCUUUUAUACGGUGGCCUUCAUCGGCAUGCUGGUGAGUGCCAUCGGUGUAUUAGUCUUCUUUCUCUGCGCUGGACCAGAUCAGAAGCAUUUCAUCACUUUGAUACGAUCGUUGGGCUACGUUCUACUUGGAGCUGGUGUCAGUGCGGCCAUUGCUGUCAUUGUGUUUGCCUGUUUUGGCAAUCGCAACGGUUGGAUGCCAGAGCAUGCCAACAAUUGGUUCGGCUGGUCAUUUGUUCUUGCCUGUGUGGGAACAGUUUUCACUUUGGUUGCUGCCACCCUCUUCCUAACCGAGGCACAUGUCCAGCAGCGCAAACGGUUGCAAUUCAAGGAGUCUCAAACGCGAUUUGAAUUGGUUCGCGGUUAAGUUUGGUUGGGUUCACUUUUUGAUCCCUGCCUUUUUCUUUCUUUUGGCUACUUCCCAGCUCUAACACACACAAAAAUACAUAUAACAACACAUUGAUACAUUCCGUCCCCACGAGUAAUUUUACAAAGAAGAAUUCUCACCAUUAUAAUUAAAAGCUAGUAGGUUAUUUUUUUCGUAUUUGUAGUAUUUUUUUUUUUUGCGUUUAUUUAGUUGAAAAUGUUUAUGCAAUUUGACAGUCCCCGUCCCCCCUCUUUACACACAAACCUCCUUCCAACCCGUCCACUCCACUUGAAAUGCAUCACAUUUGUACGACCAGAAGAGACUUUUUUUCGCACAUUGCUUUUGGUACUUAUGAAUCAUCAAUAAUUCAGGAAAUCCAUCAACAAAUGAAUGACUGCAUUUGCCACAAAAUCAGAUAACCCAUAUAGAUGCUUGAAUCUCAUAAGAAAACAUUCUUUGGAAAUGUGUCUCUCGCGAAAAACCAUGUAUACAAUCUUUCUGUUUGCUUUGAACUCGUUUUUGAAAUGAUAAAUUUCAAACUAAUUUCUGUUCCCAUUUCUAUAAACAUUUCAAAAGAAAAACAUAAUCAGUUUCCUUCGCGAAACUAUGAUUAUUCCAGUGCUUUCUAAAAAAAAGACUUUUUAAAAAUAUACAAAUAGACAUGAAACUUAUUUUUCAAAUCAGAGACUUUUGAAGUAAAUAGAAAUCCUGAUCCGUCCACAACCAAUAGAUGAAAUCUGUUGAGAUAUUAAAUGAUGGUGGUCUUUUUUAAGAGUAUAACCAUUUGAUUCCUUUGAAUUUUCGCAUAAUUAGACACGUUUCCAAGAGAUAAAGAUUAGGUAGAACCCAAAAAAAUAGUAAAUCUAACACACUCAACGCUCAAAUGAAUCAUGAUUUAUACUGUAUACCCAUACUACCCAUAGCAUAGAUAUAUGUACAUACAUAUAUCUGUGUAUCUCAAUAUAUUUCCAUAUCUUUUUUUUUUUUUUUUGUUACAUAUAUGUACUUUUUAUUAUGUAUUACUUACUAUGCGCUCAAUUAACCUACACUUUUUGAUGCUAUAUAGAGAAACGAUGAUACGAGACGAUUUUUAAAUAUGACGCAGGCAUUUUCGAAACUCUUACUCAAGUGCCUUAAUUAGUGACAACUACUAUACAAAAUAUAAAUAUAUAGAAAGAUAGUUUAAUAGUGCCUUUUAGUGCUAAAGAAGAAAAAAAAAACAAAAUUUCUGUUGGUUUUUCGAUUUUGUCUGUGGCAUAUAAAUAUUAAAAAAAAAAAAACAAAAUACAUACAUACAAGCACACAUACAUAAAUAUACCAUAUCAUUUAUACAAUUUAUAUAUAUAUAUAUAUAUUUAUAUUGGAUUGCAUAAACUUCAACUAAAUUCGAGUAGUUGACCUAGUUAAGAAGAUAUUUAAAAACGAAACCGAUCCAUAGUUUAAGCAACUUGUAAACCUCUCUCUAACUUCAACUGUAUUAAUGUUCGUCCAAUCUUUUAAAAAAAAACCAAAUGUUCAAAAUUUUUAUUAUCAUAUACAAAAAGCAAAAAAAAAAACUAUAUUUUUUUGUACAAAACAAAAUAAAAAACAAAACGACAUACUUUUUUAGCGAAA
Molecule: messenger RNA, 2462 nt
Organism: Drosophila willistoni
Lineage: Eukaryota; Metazoa; Arthropoda; Insecta; Diptera; Drosophilidae
Gene: sinu
Exons: 2
Coding region: 111-848 (245 amino acids)
Biological process (GO): septate junction assembly; regulation of tube size, open tracheal system
Cellular component (GO): septate junction; membrane
Source: RefSeq, a predicted model, not a curated record